This is a messenger RNA of Cordyceps militaris CM01, 1773 nucleotides long. RefSeq names its product RNA methyltransferase, TrmH family. Gene Ontology annotation, cellular component: mitochondrion. Gene Ontology annotation, biological process: rRNA methylation. NCBI's taxonomy places the organism in Eukaryota, Fungi, Ascomycota, Sordariomycetes, Hypocreales, Cordycipitaceae. The transcript has a single exon. The record is from RefSeq and is a predicted model, not a curated record. Bases 1 to 1773 code for a protein of 590 amino acids. Gene Ontology annotation, molecular function: RNA binding; RNA methyltransferase activity.
AUGAGAGCAAGCAGACAAGAGGACGGCGGCCGAGGUGGCCGAGGCGAAAGGACCGCACGUGCAAAUACCGGUGCUGCCUCUCCUCGCCGGGCUGAGAGAAUACAAUAUGGCUCUGUCCGGCCGCGGGACGAGUCCUCUCUCGAGAAUAGUAUGAGAGCAAACAGGCGAGACGAUAGCGGCCGAAGCGGCCGAAGCGGCCGAAGCGAAAGAACCGCACGCGCAGUUGCUGGGGCUGCCUCUCCUCGCCAACAGGCCAAGCUGCGCAAGAAGCUCACACGCAAGGAGCAUGAGCGGCAAAAGGAGCAGGAAGAGGAGCCGAGCAGACAGACGCGCCGAAAACGGUUCCUGAACCCCGAAAAGGAGUUUGGGAAAACCAGCCUGGUCUACCAGCUCAAGCACGGCACUCUCAAGAACGAGGUGCCCAUCGACAGUCUCCCGCAGCCUGUGCGAGCACGACCACGGGACGGCUUUGGCGCCGAGGGAGCAACCCCUCGAAACGACUCUCGAGACGCGGACAGGCAGACACAACGACAAGGAUGGGAUAGGCGAGCGUCUGGCCCAGGUCGGCCUCGCGACGGUGAUGGGUCAUCGCCGCGACAAGCGUGGGACAGACCAGUGUCUACUCGUAACCAAGGCCGUGACAGCCGACCACAGGAGCAGCGAUCAAGCAGAGACUAUCGCGACAAACGGCCCGAUGCCGCCAACGACUCGGCCGAAUACUCCAGCGCCGCUCGCAAGAUGAUGCCCCUGGCGAUCAAGUACACCACAGCCGCCUCGCAGUUUCUCUAUGGACGAUCGGUGGUCCAGGCGGCAUUGGAGCAGUCCCGACGAACCCUAUACAACCUCUACGUCUACGGCGGAGAGAACCGCGUCGACUCCUUUGCCAACCAGUCCAUGAUUCGGCUGGCCAAGACCCGGGGCAUUCCCGUCACAGUCGUGCCCAACGACCAGCAGCGCCUCAUGGACAAGAUGAGCGUGGGACGGCCGCACAACGGCUUCGUGCUGGAGACGUCGCCCCUCCCGCAGAUUCCCGUGACGGCGCUGGGCAGGCUCGAGGAGGCCGGGUCCGCCCCCGACGGGGCCGCCGGCUUCCACAUCACGCGCGGCCACCAGACGCGCGAGGAGGAAGGCAUCAACGGCACCGCCACCUUUAUCCGGCGACCAAGCGGCACCCGCACGCCCAACCCCCUCGUGCUGCUCCUCCACGAGAUCCUGGACCCGGGCAACCUCGGCGCGCUGCUGCGCACGGCCAGCUACCUCGGCGUCGACGCCGUCGGCAUCACCCAGCGCGGCUCGUCGGCGCUGACGCCCGUGGUGCUCAAGUCGGCCGCGGGUGCCGUCGAGGAAAUCACCCUCUUCUCGGUGGACGCGCCCGCCGCCUUUCUGGAGGCGUCGCGGUGCGCCGGGUGGGCGGCGUACGCGGCCGUCGCGCCGCCCGAGGCCAAGCUCGCGCGCAUGCACGGCGCCAAGUUUGUGUCGACCGACGACGUCGAGCGGCGCAGCCCGCUGCUCGACAAGCCCUGCAUCCUCGUCCUCGGCAACGAAGGCUACGGCCUGCCGCGCCAGAUCAAGGUCGCGGCCGACUACGAGCUGUCCAUUCCGCGCGUCGUCGAGGACAGCUGCAUCGAUAGCUUGAAUGUGAGCGUGGCCGGCGCGCUGCUGACGCAUGCGUUCAUCAAGGGCGCGCUGCCGAAGAAGUCGGCGAGCCCGUUUGACAGCAUGGCGGUGGCGCGGAAAGAGAACCAGGAGGGCAAGGAGGACGCGCUGUUCUGA